AUGCCACUACUGAAAUGCUCGAAGGAAGAAUUGAAUCUUGGGGCAGUGCUGUUAAGCGGCCAAUCAUUCAGAUGGAAAAAAUUGGUAACAAAUGUUGAUGAAAAUAUCGCUCCUUCAUCAGAUGACAUAUUUUUUGGUGUUGCUAAACAUCGAGUGUGGAAAGUAUGGCGAGAGAAUGACGAACAGUUAGGCUACGAACUUGGUAUCGAACUAAUCCCACUAUAUAAGCUGUGGUCCGAAAAUGACAAGCAUUUCGCUCGUCUUUUGGCGAAUCAUCGGACGAAAUUGGAAGGAAUUCGUGUCCUUGGACAAGAUCCUUUGGAAACUGUUUUUGCUUUCAUUUGUUCUGCAAAUAAUCACAUCCGACGUAUCACAAAUAUGGUUGAGACACUGUGUGAGCUAUAUGGUGAAAGCACUAAUGUUUCUUGUUUGAAUGGCAUUAAGACAUUUUAUGAUUUUGCUGAUCUAAAACGCAUGACUGAUGACCCUUCGUUAGAAACAGUUUUGCGAACUCGUGGUUUUGGUUAUCGCGCACUGAACAUUGCACUUGCCUCCAAAGCACUCCAAGACAACGGGGAACAAUUUCUGGAAAAUUUGUCAAAGGGUACUUAUGAAAAUGCAGUGGAAGAACUUCAGCAAAUGCGGGGAAUUGGCGCGAAGGUUGCAGACUGCAUAUGUUUAAUGGGACUACGCAUGCAUUUCGUUGUACCAAUUGAUACGCAUACAUUACAAAUCACAGCAGAAAAUUAUUUGGGGACAUUACUGCAAAGAAAAUCCCUGCAAGAAAAGGAUCGACGGCAAGUUGCGGCUAUUUGGCAAGAAAAGUUUGGUCCAUACGCCGGUUGGGCUCAAGCUGUUUUAUUCACAGCACAUCUACGACAAAUGAAUAUCAGACAGCCUACAAGGAGAUCAUUAAAGAUAAAAACAGUAAAGCUAUAA
Messenger RNA from Loa loa (African eye worm), 939 nucleotides. RefSeq lists its product as hypothetical. The coding region runs from base 1 to 939 and encodes 312 amino acids. The record is from RefSeq and is a predicted model, not a curated record. The transcript has 7 exons. Gene Ontology annotation, molecular function: 8-oxo-7,8-dihydroguanine DNA N-glycosylase activity; damaged DNA binding. Gene Ontology annotation, biological process: base-excision repair; nucleotide-excision repair; base-excision repair, AP site formation. Lineage: Eukaryota; Metazoa; Nematoda; Chromadorea; Rhabditida; Onchocercidae. Gene Ontology annotation, cellular component: nucleus.